GAAACUUUUUAAAGCGCGUAAUUGUUUAGCGUCAUUUUAAUUUCUUGUUCUUAUAAUAAAAAGCUUAUAUAUAUAUAUAUAUGUCAUAAUAUAUCCCUCCGUUUUAUCUAUUUGUCUUUUGGCUUUGUUGGGGGAAAAAGGAAACAGCAAAAGCCCCAGUAAAAAGAGGCAAUUCGAUUUGGUAGGAGGUUUCCUCUUUGGAUGGGAAAGAAUGCAAGUUUUGAGAGGCGGAAUUCGACAAUCGAAGAGGAUCAACGACAAUCCGGAGAGCUCUGCUUCCUUAGUUCCGACUGCUCGGAAUGCUGCUGCUAAUAGAGGUAGAGGUAGAGGGAGAGGUAGGGGUAGAGGGCGCGGAGGAAUGAAUCCUGAAGAAAAUCAAAAGCUUGUUGGUCCCAGUGCUUGUGGCCGGGGUUGCAAUGGAAUAAACUUGCCAGUGAGACAGGUCGUUGAAAAAAGUGCGGAAAAACCGGUUGCUGUCAAGGAAGAAGGAAGUACUAGUUCACUACCUGAAAGGGUACAACUUGGUAACUCUCCUGUGUACAAGUUAGACAGAAAACUCGGUAAAGGGGGUUUCGGGCAAGUUUUUGUUGGAAGAAGGAUAUCUGGUGGGACGGGGCGCAGUGGACCAGAUGCUUUCGAGGUUGCUUUGAAGUUUGAGCAUCAAAAUGGUAAAGGAUGUAGUUCGGGUCCUCCUUAUGAGUGGCAAGUAUAUAGCACUCUUAAUGGUUGUUAUGGACUUCCCUUGGUUCAUUACAAAGGUCAACUCGGAGGCUACUACAUUCUUGUCAUGGAUAUGCUAGGUCCGAGUUUAUGGGAUGUUUGGAACUCAAACAACCAGAUGCUGACAGAAGAGAUGGUUGCUUGUAUAGCCAUGGAGGCAAUAUCGAUUCUCGAGCAGCUUCAUUUGAAAGGUUUUGUACAUGGAGAUGUUAAGCCCGAGAACUUUUUGCUUGGCCAGCCUGGGACCUCAAAGGAGAAGACCUUGUAUCUGGUUGAUCUUGGUCUGGCUUCGAGAUGGAAAGAGGCAGCUUCUGCACGUCAUGUUGAUUAUGACCAAAAACCUGAUGUGUUUAGGGGAACUGUACGUUAUGCAAGUGUACAUGCACAUUUGGGUAGGACUGGGAGUCGAAGGGAUGACCUCGAGUCAUUGGCUUAUACACUCAUAUUUCUACUAAGAGGAAAGCUUCCCUGGCAAGGUUACAUAGGUGAGAACAAAGGAUUUCUUGUUUGUAAGAAGAAGAUGGGAACUUCUCCAGCGGCGCUUUGUUCCUUGUGUCCUCCACCAUUUCAACAGUUUCUCGAAAUUGUAACCAAUAUGAAAUUCGAUGAAGAACCCAAUUACUCAAAGCUUAUUUCCCUUUUUCAUAACAGCAUAGAUUUCAAUUCGUCAAUACAUCCUAUCCAAAUCGAUGGAGCUAUUAAGGUGGGUCAAAAACGGGAAAGAUCACUCACCGAGUUGGAAGAUGGUGAGCAGCUUAAAAAGAGAGUUCGGCUCGGGUCUCCUGCUUCUCAAUGGAUCUCAAUCUAUAAUUCCCGAACCUCGAUGAAACAGAGGUAUCACUUUAACGUUAUGGAUUCGAGACUCAACCAGCACGUGGAGAAAGGAAAAGAAGAUGGGUUGUAUAUUAGCUGUGUAGCGUCGUCAUCGAAUCUAUGGGCCAUUGUUAUGGAUGCAGGGACGGGGUUUACAUCUCAGGUUUAUGAGUUAUCACCAAUCUUUUUGCAUAAGGAGUGGAUAAUGGAACAAUGGGAGAAGAAUUACUACAUCACUUCCGUUGCCGGAGCAUGCAACGGCAGUGCACUGGUCAUUAUGUCGAAAGGUACCCCCUAUACGCAACAAUCCUACAAAGUUACUGACGUAUUUCCCUUCAAAUGGAUUAAUAAGAAAUGGAAAGAAGGCUUCUCCGUGACCUCGAUGACUGCUGCAGGCAACAAAUGGGGCAUCGUUAUGUCUCGAAACGCAGGCUAUCGUCUUCAGGUUGUUGAACUUGAUUUCCUUUACCCGAGCGAGGGGAUUCAUCGAAGAUGGGAAAAAGGGUUUCGGAUUACAUCGGCAGCGGCUACGGAGGAUCAAGCUGCAUUCAUACUUAGUGCACCCAAGAGAAAAUCACAAGAUGUGAUGCAAGAAACUUUGCGUACAUCUGCUUUUCCUAGUACCCAAGUAAAGGAUAAAUGGCUGAAAAAUCUGUAUAUUUCAUCCAUUUGCUAUGGAAGGACAGUGUCUUGAAGUUUAUUAUUUGGAAGAAGGUAACCUGCAGCUACAAGUAAACUCGAAACAUAUUGUUAUCUUAAAUCGAGCUUGAACUUAAAAAAUCGAACUUAUCUGAGUUGUAUUUUUGAGCUUCGAAUUUCGAUUCAAUAUCAAAGCUUAUUAUAGUCUA
Messenger RNA from Gossypium raimondii (Peruvian cotton), 2381 nucleotides. RefSeq names its product casein kinase 1-like protein HD16. The transcript has 18 exons. The record is from RefSeq and is a predicted model, not a curated record. Gene Ontology annotation, biological process: signal transduction; endocytosis; peptidyl-serine phosphorylation. NCBI's taxonomy places the organism in Eukaryota, Viridiplantae, Streptophyta, Magnoliopsida, Malvales, Malvaceae. The coding region runs from base 212 to 2227 and encodes 671 amino acids. Gene Ontology annotation, cellular component: nucleus; cytoplasm. Gene Ontology annotation, molecular function: protein serine/threonine kinase activity; ATP binding.